This is a messenger RNA of Carya illinoinensis, 2526 nucleotides long. Its product is annotated as protein LATERAL ROOT PRIMORDIUM 1-like. NCBI's taxonomy places the organism in Eukaryota, Viridiplantae, Streptophyta, Magnoliopsida, Fagales, Juglandaceae. The transcript has 2 exons. The coding region runs from base 520 to 1449 and encodes 309 amino acids. Gene Ontology annotation, cellular component: nucleus. The record is from RefSeq and is a predicted model, not a curated record. Gene Ontology annotation, biological process: positive regulation of DNA-templated transcription. Gene Ontology annotation, molecular function: DNA binding; DNA-binding transcription factor activity.
AUUUGAGAUCAAAUAACGUUUUAUUUAAUUUUUUCGUACAUGGAAAAAUGCAGCUGGGAAACUCCUUUCCUCCCCUUCCUUUGUAAACGUGAGACUGUGCUUUAACCUUUUCAAUCCACUAACAUACAUUUUUAUUCUGAAUAAAUACUUUCUAAAAGUAUUUAUACCUGCUGUGGCUUUCUUUUUUAAUUAGUAAUCAUGGUUACACAGGUCGAAAAGUUUGGACCUUCAGCGGAUCGGUACUAGAACUUGUAGCAGUUGCAGUAGCCUCACGAUCAAAGCCCCUCUCUCUCUCUCUCUCUCUCUCUCUGUGCAUAAGUACUAACUUCAGUUGCUGAAACCUCUCGUAGUCCGAAAGAUUAUCAUCUCACAUUCUGAUUUACCCGUAAAUUAAAUAGAUCUUCCGUAGCUUUGGAUAAGUACAAAAAUUUUGCAUUAUUCACCAAGGCCAAAUUUGCCGACCAUAAGCAUUUUUCUUAAUCAAAUAUCCACCGCCACCACGUUUUCCCAGCUGACCUUAUGGGCAUGUUGGGCCUCCGAGACCUUGUUCUCAUUGCUCCAACCUCUUCCAUGCACCAACCAAACCAACCCAUUUCUGCUGAUCACCACCCUAACCUUCAUCUACCUUCCUCAGCCGCCCUUGGUGUAGGUCUCGGCAUUUUCCCGCUUUUAACUGCCACUCCAUGCAUCACACCCUCAAACAAUGGCGUCCAAGACUGCGGCAACUCUAAUAACCCCAACUGUUGGACUCUAAAGAAAGGCCAAGAACUGAGUUCCUCAAACAAAGGUGGGCUUGACGUCGAAAAUGAUGCUUCUGAGCAGAUGUUCGAGAGUAGUGGGAGUGGAAUGAGGGUUUGCAGGGAUUGUGGGAACAAGGCCAAGAAGGAUUGUAGUUAUAGGAGGUGCAGGACUUGCUGUAAGAGCCGUGGUAAUGAUUGUGCUACCCACGUGAGGAGCACGUGGGUUCCGGCAGCUCGGCGGCGGGAUCGGAGGAUGUCGGUGGUGGGCGGUGAUGGUGAUGCUUCUUCCGGAUCUUCCUCUGGGGUUAAAAGGCCAAGAAUUGAGGUGUCACCUCCUAAUGUUAAUGCUACAUCUCAUGCUUCAACAUCUAAUGCUACCACUCCUAGGAGUACCGGCAUUAGCUCUAGCCACCAAGAUGCAAGUUUUAAACAUUCCUUACCGCGCCAAGUCCGCGCACCGGCGGUAUUCAGGUGUCACAGAGUCACAGCCGUGAGUAGUGGUGAAGCCGAGAUUGUCUACCAGGCUACAGUGAGCAUCAGUGGUCAUGUUUUCAAAGGGUUUCUCUAUGAUCAUGGGGUUGAUGAUAAAAACUCGUUCCCUUCUGUUUCACAAAUGCAUUUGGAAAGUAGUAGUCGGGGUGGAAGGAAUAGGGAGUCCUCUUCUCCAAUUGUGGCUCCAUCAAAUGCACAUCCAGGCUCUGCCAGCUGAAGAUUGCUCAAUGGUAAGGCUAUACACUCAAUAGCUUAAAUUUCUCUCUUAUGGCCAUUGGCAGAGCAAAAUGAUUAAUCUAGCCUGAAAAAAAAAAUGCAUCAAUCUGAAGUGUUCUCCUUACUAACCUCUGGCAUUUGAAUGCCCUGCUUCCUAAGAUGUUUAACUUGUCCCAAACUUGAGUUUCCCGUACUAGCUACACUGCUUCCAAUUUGUUACUAGAUUUCUUUUUCAACGAGUUUCGACUUAGCAUUAAUUAAUUUGAAAUGGAUGGGUCGCUGUUGCUAUGUCAUUAUACAUCAAUGGAGAAAAGGAAAAGACACUGCACAUACCUCUUGUCUACAUCCACUACACAAAUGCUAAAGGCGUUACAUUAGUGCUCAUAGGUAUGUACUAGGUGUUGAAAUUUUUUGUGGGCCUUGAGUCAUUAUUCGAGGUUCUAACCAUCUGGUUGCGCAUUUUUGUUUUGAAUCUCAUGUUUUCUCACUGGACUUGUCAAACUUUUCUUAACAAGAUGUUUGUGCAUAUCAUUACUCCAAUCUUGUACUUUCAUUCGUUCUAAAACUUAGCCAAGGUUAUACUCAUUUAAUCCCCGUACUUUCCCUUUUUGUAUGGGCACACCAUUGUUUGAAUUAGAUAAAAUCUUCCAGUGCCAUGGUCCUGUGCUUAUGUGUAUGUUUUCUGCAGUAAGUAGUGUGGCGAAGAAUUCUGCAAUUGUUAGUGGGAUCUUUUGCCAUGAAUUGCUCUAACCAGUUCUGAAACGCUCAGCCAAUGGCUUUCUAGUAUUUUCACCGCCUUCGAUUGGUCUGGAAUAUUCCAAAAUCGAGAUACAAAAGAAACUUGGACAUAGCUGGGAAUCAUAAUUGCAUCAUAUUUUCAUCUUCUUUUAUUUCCCUGCAUUCUCGGACCAAAACAAUACCUAAUUAGCUACACAAGGAAGCACGAUUGUCAACAUAACUUUUGAAUUGAUGUUGCAAUGUAUCCAACUUGCUUAGGGUGCACCCUGAAGUGGGUUGAGAGUGGAUUUCCCAGCAAUCUUUAAUUGUUGGUUUUGUGGUAAUAGAGCAGUCUUUCACA